AUGUCCGCUACUCCUAACCCUAAGGCUUUCCCUCUGGCUGACGCCGGCUUAACCCAGCAAAUUCUGGACGUUGUCCAGCAGGCUUCCAACAUGAGACAGUUGAAGAAGGGUGCUAACGAGGCGACCAAGACUCUGAACCGUGGUAUCUCCGAGUUCAUUAUCAUGGCUGCGGACUGUGAGCCUAUCGAAAUCUUGUUGCACUUGCCUUUGUUGUGUGAGGACAAGAACGUUCCAUACGUGUUCGUGCCUUCGCGUACUGCUUUGGGACGUGCGUGCGGUGUGUCCAGACCUGUGAUCGCCGCUUCGAUUACCACCAACGACGCUUCUGCCAUCAAGAGCCAGAUCUACGCCGUCAAGGACAAGAUCGAGACCUUGUUGAUCUAA
This is a messenger RNA of Lachancea thermotolerans CBS 6340, 384 nucleotides long. It is a transcript of the gene SNU13, whose product is annotated as RNA binding protein SNU13. The record is from RefSeq and is a predicted model, not a curated record. The coding region runs from base 1 to 384 and encodes 127 amino acids. Gene Ontology annotation, cellular component: box C/D methylation guide snoRNP complex; U4/U6 x U5 tri-snRNP complex; precatalytic spliceosome. Gene Ontology annotation, molecular function: RNA binding. Gene Ontology annotation, biological process: ribosome biogenesis; maturation of SSU-rRNA; mRNA splicing, via spliceosome. The transcript has a single exon. NCBI's taxonomy places the organism in Eukaryota, Fungi, Ascomycota, Saccharomycetes, Saccharomycetales, Saccharomycetaceae.